Molecule: messenger RNA, 606 nt
Organism: Iphiclides podalirius (scarce swallowtail)
Lineage: Eukaryota; Metazoa; Arthropoda; Insecta; Lepidoptera; Papilionidae
Source: the annotation of a GenBank genome assembly
AUGCGAACAUGUCAGGAGUGUAAAAAAUCCGAGCUCGAGUGCGAAUGGUGCCAUAACACGGGGUGCACAAAAUUUCCACAUCUCCACUGCCCCAAGAAAAUUCUGAUCGCCCAUUUGUUCAACAACAAAAUGAACACGUCGCAACCGGCCUGCACGAGAAUUGUCACAAAAAGUCCCAUUUUCGUUCCGGCGAACGUGAGACACGCCAUAAAGCUGGAAAUGGAAAUCGACGAUAUAAUGCUGUUCAAAGGUAAAGUUAUUUGCGAAAUACACAUUGAGGAGAGAUUCAUGAAGGUGCACGGUUUCCUUGAUAAGAAUAUAGUCUACUGCGACUCGCACGUAUUCAAAACUACAAGCGGCGUCGCACUAGGCUCGAUACGUUUGCGUUGGCAAAGUAUCGUGCCCUUUUCGAACAGCGUUCUGAUAAUAGCGUACAACUGUCACGCCCUAGCCGAAAAUUGUAACCAGUGUCAAGUGUUAAACAAAAGGUUCAAUUGUGGAUGGUGCGAAGUUAAUUCUAAAUGUGGAUUGAUAGAGGAGUGCCCGUUAGGUUAUGAACCAUGGUUCGACGAAAAUUUCAAAUGCGAAAGUUUGUUCACAGCCGUA